Micropterus dolomieu (smallmouth bass) is the source of this 3315-nucleotide messenger RNA. Its product is annotated as ankyrin repeat domain-containing protein 34B-like. The coding region runs from base 433 to 2085 and encodes 550 amino acids. NCBI's taxonomy places the organism in Eukaryota, Metazoa, Chordata, Actinopteri, Centrarchiformes, Centrarchidae. The transcript has 2 exons. The record is from RefSeq and is a predicted model, not a curated record. Gene Ontology annotation, molecular function: protein binding.
AUCAGACCUCCUUUAAUGAAAAGACAAAUCAGACACGCUGUGGCGUUGGGUUGCUAUAGUGCUUCACCUUGCGCGUUCAUCUCCGUCAACCUUUCCUGUUCUCCCUCUCUGCAACUCUCCAGAGCUGCUGCUGCUGCUGCUGCGGUGAGGGAUUAACCAUUUCUUAGACCUGCCUGACGACAAGCUUGUAUCACUCUCUCUCAUCACAUACUUUGUCUGAAGAGCAAACACAAUCUGAAAAACCUUGACUGCUGCAGCUCCUGUCUCCUCUCACUUACUACCACACACACAUCAUCUCAGCGCUGCCUGGUCAGAGGACGUCAGUCGCAGAUCUGCAACAGGGGAGUAAAUGUCUGCAAGAGAGGACUAAUCCUGACUGAAGGUUGAAACCUUUUACUACAUCUCCAAAACCACCAGCUGGGACCAAUAGGGAUGGAGGGAGAAGGCUGUAUUCCUGGGGUAGCUAUAGAUUCAGGAAACCCCUUGCUAAAAGCAGUCUUCCUUCGUCGCCUGCGACUUACACGGCUGCUCCUGGAAGGAGGUGCUUACAUAAAUGAGAGUGACAGCCAAGGUCAGACACCCCUGAUGGUAGCCUGCAGGACCCAUCAUACUGACACCCAGAGCGCCAGCCGGGCCAAGCUGGUCCAGUUUCUUCUGGAGAAAGGAGCGGACCCCAACAUCCAGGACAAGGAAGGUCGCUCUGCCCUGAUGCAUGCCUGCCAGGAGCAGGCAGGCCCUGAGGUGGUGUCUCUGCUCUUGGUCAGUGGAGCGGAUAUUAGCCUAGAGGAUCAGUCAGGGACAUCAGCGUUGGUCUACGCAGUCAUGGCUGGAGACUGGAAGGUUCUGAAGCUGUUGCUCGACACAUGCAAGGCCAAGGGGAAGGAAGUGAUCAUCAUAACGACUGACAAAUUCCCAUGUGGCAAACUGCAAGCCAAGCAGUACCUGAGCAUGCCUCCCCUUGGUCCUCUAGAUCAGAUGGACACAAAGACAUCAGCACCUCCUGCAUCUCCCUCUGAAAUUCAGCUCAUCACCUCCCCCCAGUGCACCUCUUCUUCUUUAUGUCCCCCAAAACCUGUCUUUUCCUUUAAAGAAGCCCAGUCCUGUGGUGUAAGCUCCCAUCCAUGUUCCCCAUCAUGCCCCCAAAGGCUUGGCCAAGUGGCGCCGCACGGAUUGCAGCAGCCCCUUCUGAGGUUGAACUCUGAGCCCUGGCUAAAGAUCCCAGCGUCUCUGCUCACACAGCAGCCUCACGCAGCCUCGUCUUCAGAAAACAGGAAAGACCUCAACCUAACGGAGGACGUCCCUGUCAAAAUUCCCAUGAAUAGGGACGGGGACAACAGCACAAAUUCACCAACUGACAACUUCAAAUGGUAUGAAGGACGAUUGGCAAGGGACAGCGGUGUAGAUGGAGACGUAAAGAAUGAAUGUGCCAAACAUGCAGGACAAAAUAUAUCCUUACCAGGUCUCCUAUCAUCCCACUCUGCCUCCCAUCCUAACCUCCAUUCUGUUAACCUUGGAACAGAUUCAAUCACCUCCUCUUCCUCCCUUUCUGGUGACAAAAACCUUUGCACUCCGCUACAUCACGGCAUGGCCUCGUCAAGCCUUCAGAGCAUAAUCCAGAGGCGCAAGCUUGGGGAGGACAUCUACAGCUCUGAUCCCCAGCUAGCUGUAGACAUCCAAAAUCUCCCUGAGGAGUCCCAGCAGAGAGCACGAGACCUAAGAGAAGGCAAGAAGCUAGCUCUCUUACGCUGCUCCAGCACACAGGGCUCCAGGGAGUCACUGACCUCAGGCCCAAGCAGGAGAGUGCUGUCUGGGUAUGAGCGCAGAGGGUCUGGAGCCUUCUUGUUGGACCACAUCUCCCAGGCCAGGCCUAGAUCUUUGCCACCUCUGACCCUCAACUCAACCAUCACCCCCAUCCUUAAUGUUUAUAACCUCAGCUCCAGUGCUGCAAGUGGUUUCAGUGAGAAAGAAUCAGGCCACAAAAAAUUUCUUCCCUCUGCUCCUCCUGGGCAACCCAAAGAGCUGACCAGGAGGAUGCUGCUGAGGAGACACUCGAUGCAGACCGAACAGUUCAAAACCACGGGUUAAAAUCCAGCCAGGAGGGAAGAGACGCUUGUGUUUUUUUUUAAUGUUUUGUCUUGUGAUGUCGUGCCUGUAGUGAACUUCAGAGGCAAACCAGAUAGACAAGAAAAAGAAACAUCCAUGUCGAUGUAAUGUACAAAGUACACUUCAGUGUGCAGUGUGUUGUACCUGUGCAUGUAGCUUCAGUGUGCAGUUUUAAUGUGCAAAAUUCCUUAAAUCUGUAUCAAGAUUUUUUGGCCACUUGGGGCCAGCAGAGCAAGCGGAAAACAUCUGACAUAUUGUCAUCUUGUGAAGUUCUUUUAGCUAACGUGUUAGAAAAUUUAAAUAUUAAGUUAAAAAGUUAAAAAUAUAGCUUGCUCUUCAGCUGCCAAAUACUCCACUGUGUUCAGUUAGUCUGUGUGUCUUUGUUCACUUUUGUAGAGGCCAGAUACUGUAUUGUAUGUUUAUCAAAGCUUUAAAAAAAAAAAUGAAUAAGAAAACAGGGUUGAGGGCAGAAUUUGCAAGUUCUUAACCUAAGCAGAUGGAGCGGCACGAUGGUCCGGUGGAUAGCGCUGUGGCCUCACAGCAAGAAGUUUGCGGGUUCAAACCUUCCCUUCUGUGUGGAGUUUGCAUGUUCUCUCCGGGUGCUCCGGCUUCCUCCAAAGACAUGCGGCCUAGGUUGAUUGGUGACCCCAAAUUGUCCAUAGGCGCCUUUCGCCCUAUGCCAGCUGGGAUUGGCUCCAGCCCCCGUGCCCCUGUACGCAGGAUAAGCGGUUGACGAUGGAUGGAUGGAUGAACCUAAGCAAUAAGCUAUAAGCAGUGCAGACAUGAAUGGAACAGCAAUCUUGAUAGUAUUGUUAAUUAUUCUCUGAAGGGUUGUUAUUUCAAAAGACACCAUUCACAUUACCUAUGGUCCUUUGAUCCAUUGUUAAUAUAUAAAAUAUCAGUUUGUGCAGCUUUAAAGUCACUAUGUACAGAAUUUGAAAAUGCCUGACAUUGGCGCCUACAAACAAUCCCUUCAGAAUGAUUUAAAAGAUGCUACAAACAUUAAAAAAUUCUACACUUAGUGGCUUUAAAUCAACAGUGUUUGAGUGUUGGAAUUGUUUUCACACUCACUAUUUGCUCAAGGAGUCCCAAAUGUUUGUGUCUGUGCAAAGCCAUUGCUGGCCACAACGCUUACUGUGUAAGAAAAGCAAGAAAUAAUUGUCUAUUAAAAAGGAAUUUAUUAUAAUAAAAAAAAGGUAUAACAAGUCACUG